Trichomycterus rosablanca is the source of this 3456-nucleotide messenger RNA. It is a transcript of the gene uso1, whose product is annotated as USO1 vesicle transport factor. Gene Ontology annotation, biological process: transcytosis; endoplasmic reticulum to Golgi vesicle-mediated transport; intracellular protein transport. NCBI's taxonomy places the organism in Eukaryota, Metazoa, Chordata, Actinopteri, Siluriformes, Trichomycteridae. Gene Ontology annotation, cellular component: Golgi membrane; cytoplasm; ER to Golgi transport vesicle membrane. The record is from RefSeq and is a predicted model, not a curated record. The coding region runs from base 163 to 2985 and encodes 940 amino acids. Gene Ontology annotation, molecular function: protein binding. The transcript is spliced from 24 exons.
CAGUGCUGGAGCUUCCUGGAGGAGGGAGUGAAAACAAGCCGCACAGACCUCUCAUAUAGAUCUAUAUUAUAUAUUAUAUCAUAUAUACCGUCAGUAUAUACAUCCAUGAGGUUAUAUUCAGUGGUUUAGUGGAGCUGGAGUGAGAUUAUAGCGCUAAUAAAGAUGAAUUUCUUCAGAGGAGUGAUUGGAGCACAGAGCGCCAGCACUCAGCCUUCUGGUGUAGAGACUAUUCAGAAGCUGUGUGACCGUGUGGCCUCGUCCACGCUGCUGGAGGAUCGGAGAGAUGCCGUCCGCGCCCUUAAAUCCCUCUCCAAGAAAUAUCGUAUUGAGGUGGGGAACCAGUCGAUGGAGCAUCUGAUCCGCAUCCUCCAGUCUGAUCGGUCAGAUUCUGAAAUCCUGGGUUACGCCCUCGACACCCUGUACAACAUCAUCUGUAACGACGAGGAGGAGGAACAAGACGACGGACAGAAGCGGCAGGACGACGAGGUCGGGGUUCAGUUCGCCGAGCGCUUCAUCCAGGAUCAGGAGAAUGUCACCCUGGUUCUCUCGCUGCUCGAGGAGUUUGAUUUCCACGUUCGCUGGCCGGGUGUGAAGCUUCUGACGGCUCUGCUGAAGAGCCAGUGCGCUCAGGUCCAGGGUAUCAUCCUCAUCAGCCCUAUGGGUGUUUCCAGGUUGAUGGAUCUGCUGGCUGAUUCCAGAGAGGUCAUCCGUAACGACGGUCUCCUGCUGCUGCAGCACUUAACCAAAGGAAACGCCGCCAUUCAGAAGAUCGUCGCCUUCGAGAACGCCUUCGAGCGCCUGCUGGACAUCAUCGCCGAGGAGGGGACGAGCGACGGAGGCAUCGUGGUGGAGGACUGCCUGCUCCUCCUGCUGAACCUGCUGAAGAACAACAGCUCCAAUCAGAACUUCUUCAAGGAGGGCUCGUUCAUCCACCGGAUGAAGCAGUGGUUCCAGCUGGGGGAGGAGAGCGGGGGCUGGUCCGCCCAGAAAGUCACCAACCUACACCUGAUGCUGCAGCUGGUGCGUGUGAUGGUUUCUCCGGUGAAUCCGCCCGGUGCCACGUCCAGCUGUCAGAAGUCCAUGUUCCAGUGCGGCCUGUUACAGCAGCUCUGUACCAUCCUGAUGGCUACAGGAGUACCGGCGGAUAUACUCACCGAGACCAUAAACACGGUGUCGGAGGUGAUCCGCGGCUCUCAGGUCAACCAGGAUUACUUCGCUUCAGUAAACGCUCCAUCUAACCCCCCACGUCCCGCCAUCGUGGUGCUCCUGAUGUCCAUGGUGAACGAGCGGCAGCCGUUCGUCCUGCGCUGUGCGGUUCUCUACUGCUUCCAGUGUUUCCUCUACAAGAACCAGACAGGCCAGUCUGAGAUCGUGUCCACUCUCCUGCCCUCCACUAUAGACGCCCAGUCGAUCUCGGCCGGCCAGCUCCUGUGCGGCGGCCUGUUCUCGGCCGACUCCCUCUCCAACUGGUGCGCGGCGGUGGCGCUGGCUCACGCCCUGCACGACAACGCCACUCAGAAGGAGCAGCUACUGCGGGUGCAGCUCGCUACCAGCCUGGGUAAACCGCCAAUCUCCCUGCUGCAGCAGUGCACCAACAUCCUGUCUCAGGGCAGUAAGGUGCAGACCAGGGUGGGUCUCCUGAUGUUGCUCAGUACCUGGAUGAGUAACUGCCCCAUCGCCGUCACUCACUUCCUGCACAACCAGGAGAACGUUCCCUUCCUGACGGCUCAGAUUUCGGAGAACCUGGGCGAGGACGAGCGGCUGGUUCAGGGUCUGUGUGCUCUGCUGCUGGGGAUCUGCAUCUACUACAACGACAACUCGCUGGAGAACUACACCAAAGAGAAGCUGAAGCAGCUGAUAGAGAAGCGGAUCGGGAAGGAGAACUUCGUGGAGAAGCUUGGCUUCAUCACCAAACACGAGCUGUACUCACGAGCGGCUCAGAAACCUCAGCCGGCGUUCUCCUCACCGGAGCACAUGCUGUUCGACCACGAGUUCACCAAACUGGUCAAGGAGCUGGAGGGUGUGAUCACCAAGGCGGUGCACAAAUCCACCGAGGAGGAGAAGAAGGAGGAGGAGGUGAAGAAGACCCUGGAGCAGCACGACAGCAUCGUCACUCAGUACAAGGAACUGAUCCGAGAACAGGACACUGAGAUAAACGAGCUGAAGGAGCAGUUAUCAUCAUUAACGUGUCAGAAGGAUCAGAUGGAGAACACCAUCACUCACCAGCUCUCUCAGAUCCAACAGCAUAAAGACCAGUACAACAUCCUCAAACUCAAACUGGGUAAGGACGGAGGAGGAUCUCAGGCUGACGUUCAGGUGAACGGUGUGCAGGUAGAGGAGCUGGAGGAGUUACGGAGGCAGAACGCGCUCCUGCAGGCGCAGCUCGCCGAAAGAGACGUCCUCGUCAACACAGUGAAAGCAGAAGGAGCUUCAUCAGCAGAACCAGCAGCUGCUCCAGAAAACACGGAAUUACUCAAGGAAGUAGAAGCUCUGAGGGUGCAGGUUGAGAAUCAGCAUGCUGAGAUCUCACAGCUCCACACUGAGAGAGAGGAACUACAGAGAAGAACCCAGACUGAGGCGGCUACAGUCAGUGAUGGAGACGACACACACACAGCUAAACACACAGAACUGGAGACCAGACUAUCAACACACACACAAGAAACACAACGACUACAGGAGGAGCUGCGGGCUCUGCUGGAGAGCAAGGUGCAUAUGGAGAAGGAGCUAGCGGCGGCUAACAGUACGGCGGCGAUCCUGCAGGCGGAGAAGGAGAAGCUGCAGCAGGACGUGAGUGAAUCUAAGAAGGAGCAGGACGAUCUACUGAUGCUGCUGGCUGAUCAGGACCAGAAGAUCUUCUCACUCAAACAGAGACUCAAAGAUCUGGGACAGACGAUCGAGGACGAGGACGACCUGGACGCGAGGGAUCAGUCUGACGACGACGCUGAUGAAGACGACGAUGAGGAGGAUGAUGAUGAUGAAGAAUAAAGACUGAAUAGAUUUAUCGGAAUUAGAGUUUUAAUUAGCGACACUAACGAGCGCGGAGAGACGAGCCGUCGUACAGAAGAGCGUCCACGUUUCUCCUCAUUUUAACGUUAGCGUGAUUCUCCUGCUUCACUCACUUUUAUUUCAUCUCAACGUUGUUUAAAGAUACCGCGCGACUCAGAUGCUAAUGUGGCUAACGGUAAAUAAAGGCUAGUAGCUACAGUAGCUACCGGUUAGCACGGCGUGAGUCGGUUCCUGUGCUUUUUAUUUGUGUUUUUUAUCCCAAAUCCCAACAGGUCUUGCAAUUCAACCGGACACUUCUGGAAAGCUAGCGCUGCUAACGCUAAUUGUAAGCAAGUUAGCAUGGGUUAGCAUGAACUGAUUUCCUCUUGGUUAGCAACGUUAGCAUUUGAGCAUCCAGCGCCGGAGUACAGAAAAUAAAAAUAACUGUAGAUUCAUUUCUGCACAAACCAG